Molecule: messenger RNA, 3366 nt
Organism: Cryptomeria japonica (Japanese cedar)
Lineage: Eukaryota; Viridiplantae; Streptophyta; Pinopsida; Cupressales; Cupressaceae
Product: pathogenesis-related homeodomain protein
Exons: 13
Coding region: 347-2989 (880 amino acids)
Biological process (GO): regulation of DNA-templated transcription; chromatin organization
Cellular component (GO): nucleus
Molecular function (GO): DNA binding; chromatin binding
Source: RefSeq, a predicted model, not a curated record
GUCUCAUAUCCUAAUCACUAAAAUUCCAAAGGUGAACCGAGGAUGAGUCUUGUGUAAUUCACGCUUAAAUUCUCUUUUUUUUUAAUUGCACUGUAAAUUGUCUCGAAAUACAGCGAAAAAAUAUUUGAAAACCAGCGGGGACGGAGGAGGCGAACCUACAUUUUCCUUCAGAGGGGAUAGAGAGAAAAAACUUGUGAGCUUAAUUCCUCGAGUGCUCAUGUUAGUGCUCAUUUUCUUGAUCCUCCGAUACAUAUACAUGUGGAACAAGGCAUUUUGAAGAAUUCUCUUGCGCAUCACAGAUUUGUGGCAUUAAUUUCUGAGCGUUCUAAUCUCCAGAGAAUAUAAGAUGGCCAGGGCUGGGAAAAGCUCUUCUGGAUCAGUCAAAAACAAACAGGCGUCCUCAAAUACGCCAUCAGAGAUAAGGCCCAAAUCUCCAAUGCAGAAAGUCGAUAAUUCUGGUACCAUAUCUGGAAGGAUGAGAGAAAGAAAACCACAAACACAUGCACAAACAAUCUCCUCAGUUCUUACUAAGAAAAGAAUAGGGGAAUCAUCUGAAUCAAGAAAUGUUUCCAUAACAGAGGAGCAAAAAUCUCUAAGCAAUAGUAAAAGGAUGAAUACUAAUACUGUAGCGGGGAAGUUAGUUAAAAGGUCUUUGCAGAAGGCUUCAAAAUUAAAUUUUAAAAAUGAGAGUCAGAAAAGACCAAGAAAAAGUUCUGCUUUGAGAUCUUUUGCUGCAGGAAAAUCUGAGCGCUCACAACAAAGAAAGACUAGAAGGUCAAAAUGGAAGAGUGAUUCUAAAAACACGAUAAAGGAAAAAGCUGAGGGAACAUGUAGUACAGAGGGGAUGAAAAGGAGACAGCAGAGAAGAAAGCAGAAAAAGAAGGCACAAAAUGUGCCCCUGGAUGAAGUGUUGCGUGUAAAUCGAAGGAUCAAAUAUCUCUUCAUCAAAUUGAAACUGGAGCAGACCCUUAUCGAUGCAUAUUCUGGCGAGGGAUGGAAAGGCCAGAGUCGGGAAAAAAUCAGGCCAGAGAAGGAGUUGCAGAGGGCUGAAAGCCAAAUUCUGAAAUGCAAGCUUGGAAUUCGUGAAGCUGUGCAUCAGCUUGAUCUACUAGGCUCAGAAGGACGUAUUGCUGAUGCUGUUGUUGAUCCAGAAGGACGUGUAUUUCAUGAACAUAUUUUUUGUGCAAAAUGCAAAACACAAGAUACUUUCCCAGACAAUGACAUAAUAUUAUGUGAUGGAGCUUGCAACCGUGGCUUUCAUCAAAACUGUCUGGAUCCACCUUUGGCUACUGAAAAUAUUCCUCCUGGAGAUCAGGGCUGGCUUUGUAAAGUCUGUGAGUGUAAGUUGGAGGCACUAGAAGCCAUCAAUGCUCAUUUGGGCACACAGUUCACAGUUGAAAAUAGCUGGGAGGAAAUUUUUGCCGAAGCAGCUAAAGUUGCUAAUGGGGAAAAUAUGCCUGUUGGAAUUGGUGAAGAAUGGCCAUCUGAUGACUCAGAAGACGAUGAUUAUGAUCCAGAGAAGCAAGAAAAUAGGAAUGAAACAGGCUACGAGAUUGAUACAAAUAAUUCCGAUUCAAGUGGAAGCUCAGAUUCGUCUGACACAAGUGACAAUGUAUCAGAAGCCUCCUUAAUAGAUGAUCUACAUGGAUACAUCUCUAAGGGAAAGAAGAGGUGCAGAUACACUGAUGAGGAAAAUGGAGAAGAUGCCCCAAUUUUUUUGGAUUCUGAUGUGAAUGGUGGUCCAGAAUUUUCGGUUUCAGGGAGAAGACAACGGAAAGAUGUUGAUUAUAAAAAGUUGAAUGAUGAAAUGUUUGGCAAAGAUGAAUCCAAUAAAGAUGAGCUCAGUGAAGAUGAAGACUGGGGGCCGAGCAGGAGAUCUAGAAAGGUAAAGCAGCCGGAUAUAGAUGCUGCAAAAGAUCCUCCUCCAGAAGUAAAAAACGACACUAGCAAAGGAGAGAAGAUUGGGGGAGUACAUGCAGCUGGUAGUAUGCACGAUAAAAAACGUAUCAUCAGACUGCCAGCUAAAGCAGUUGAGAAACUUCGUGAAGUUUUUUCGGAAAAUGAGCUACCUUCAAAGUCUUCUAAGGAAAACCUUUCGCAGCAGCUUGGUCUCACAUUUCGAAAGGUCCAUAUGUGGUUCAAAAAUGCACGAUACAUGGCUCUCAAGAAUAGAAAGGAAAUGCUCACCAGAGAUAAACAUGAUGAAACUAAGCAUUCAGGACAACGUGAUCUGGGGCCAAGGAAAAAUCUUUGGAAAGAGAAGAAAAGAGAGUCUGCAUGCCUUUUGCCUUCUAUUGGAGCAGACAUUGAUUCCAGAAAUAUGAAAAGAAAGCGUAGGAGAAAAGAUAUUAAGAGCUCCUUGGGAAUGCCUGUAAAGACUGAUGGCAAAAGAUCUAUGAGCAGACUGCCUGCUAACGCAGUUGCGAGGUUUCGUCAAGUAUUUGCUGAGAAUGAAUUACCCUCAAUGUCCUCUAAAUUGGCUUUAUCAAAGCAGUUUGAUAUCCCUUAUCGUCAGGUGCAUAUGUGGUUUAAAAAUGCUCGUUACAUGGCUUUGAAGAAGAAAAAGAUGAAAAAUUCAAAACUAGAUGCUCCUUACAUUUAUGAAAAUAGCAAAGAAUGCAUAUUAGAAAUUGAUUCUAUUACACAAAUCAGAAAGCCAGAUGAUGCUAGCAAUCCAUACUUGAUAGAGAUGGAAAAAAUGGGAAAGAUUGAGGUGAAACUUGAAAACCUAAGAAAUAUUUUGGAAGCGAUGUGUACUAAAGAAGAUCCUCAUAUCUUAAAGGAUAAAGCUCAAGAAAGCAGUGCCAACAAUUUCAACAGUGAGCUCGUAAUGUAUGUACCAGUGGCAGAGCUGAAAGAGAAGAUCCUACAGGUUGCUCUUGUCAGAUGGAGUGUCUUGAUUGCUUCAGAAAAAGAAGGAUGCCUCAUACAAGUCCCAUAUUUUGGAACCCUAGGGAUGUGUCUCCAUGGGACACCAUAUCACCAAUGACUGGCUUCUUUUGGAGAGGUAAGAGAAGACAUGAUAGUGCUUUUGGGCACAAUGAAUUGUUUCAAAACUUUGUAAGUAGCAAGGUUAUGUUAGCAUUUUAACACAAAACAAAAUUUUAAGCAACCACUUGUACUUGGAAUUGGAUUCAACAUAACAGACUCAGCUCAUCGAUUUGAAAGAAUCGAUACAAAGCUGCAACCCUUACAUUUCAUUAAAAUUUGUAAUACCAUGCUUGAAUUUUCCGUUGAAACAUUUAGAUAUACUUAACACACACAUGAUCACACAAAAGACUGAUAAUAAUAAUCUCAGCAGCAUAUGUAAAAAAACCAUUUGAAACACAAAACUUGGAAUUGGAUCAACAUACCAGAUUCAGCUCA